AAAGUUCAUUGUUUAAUCAGUCGGUGAUUGAGUAGGACAUUCGUGAGUUGUGAAAGUUCAAUUUAUUUAAAACUUCUAAAUCAGCAAAAGAAAAAAGUCUAAUCUUAAACAGAAAUGGCACGUACUAAGCAAACUGCACGUAAGUCGACCGGUGGAAAAGCUCCCCGCAAACAACUCGCAACCAAGGCAGCUCGUAAAUCUGCUCCUUCCACGGGUGGCGUAAAGAAACCCCAUCGUUAUCGCCCUGGUACUGUUGCUUUGCGUGAAAUUCGCCGUUAUCAAAAAUCCACCGAAUUGCUGAUUCGUAAAUUGCCAUUUCAGCGUUUAGUGCGUGAAAUCGCCCAAGAUUUCAAAACUGAUUUGCGUUUUCAAUCUGCUGCCAUCGGUGCUUUGCAAGAAGCAUCUGAGGCAUACCUUGUAGGUCUUUUCGAGGAUACCAAUUUGUGCGCUAUCCAUGCCAAACGUGUAACCAUUAUGCCGAAAGACAUUCAGUUGGCUCGCCGAAUCAGAGGAGAACGCGCUUAAGCCACAACAUCUAUAUCCAUAAUAAUAUAUUUACCAUUUUUUCUUAAUUAUAUGAUAAAAUUAAUAAAAAUGUACUACAUGUAAGAAUGUCUUAAAUUGACAGGCAUAAGCUUAUUUACAUUUGGUUAAAAAAGAAGUUGCUAAAUAAAAUGUUCAGAUCAAAACAUUUAGGACCAAAUUUUCUGAAUUUUCAGACAGGUUCAUUUUUCAUCAGAUACUUUUCGCUUAUUGUCUGAUUUAUAUAAAAUAAGUUUAAUUAUUUGUAUUAAAAUAUGUAUUUAUUUAUAAGGUAGACGUAUAAAUUUGAUUGAACUCUAUGGCAUAUACAUGGAUAUGUAUCAAUGCAAUGUGCACUUUUUAUUUACAUUCAUAAACAAAAAUUACUUAUUCUUUAUGAACAUAAA
Molecule: messenger RNA, 929 nt
Organism: Rhagoletis zephyria (snowberry fruit fly)
Lineage: Eukaryota; Metazoa; Arthropoda; Insecta; Diptera; Tephritidae
Product: histone H3.3
Cellular component (GO): nucleosome
Molecular function (GO): structural constituent of chromatin; protein heterodimerization activity; DNA binding
Source: RefSeq, a predicted model, not a curated record